This is a messenger RNA of Brassica oleracea var. oleracea, 732 nucleotides long. RefSeq names its product homeobox-leucine zipper protein ATHB-22. Gene Ontology annotation, cellular component: nucleus. Gene Ontology annotation, molecular function: sequence-specific DNA binding; DNA-binding transcription factor activity, RNA polymerase II-specific. Bases 22 to 726 code for a protein of 234 amino acids. Lineage: Eukaryota; Viridiplantae; Streptophyta; Magnoliopsida; Brassicales; Brassicaceae. Gene Ontology annotation, biological process: positive regulation of DNA-templated transcription. The transcript has 2 exons. The record is from RefSeq and is a predicted model, not a curated record.
UAGGCAAAAAAAAAAAGGAAAAUGGAAGAAGACAAUAUGGAAUGCUGGAGCAGCCCCUUCAUCAAUGACCAAUCUUCUUCCAACUUCAUCUAUCCUUUCCAUAGCUUUAACAAUGUUUCAGGUAAAGAAACUAAUGUGUGUGCUUGGUACUUAUUCAUGAACUCAAUGUGCAAUAGUUAUCACUAUCUUAACCAUAUAGAAAACUAUAGUCCACUCAGGAAUCAAAUCCAAGAAAACAUAUAUUUUGUUUUCUUAGGUACAAGGGUGGUGACACAAGGAGGUCCGCUUCAUGAACAUUAUUACGCCCCUUCAGCAAUGGUGGAGAGCAGUUUUGGAGAAGCAAGCAACACCAACAAUGGAUAUGAAACGAAGAAGAAGAAGAUGACUAACGAGCAGCUGAAGUUACUAGAGAUAAGUUUCCAAGAGGAGAUGAAGCUGGACCCGGAGAGGAAGAUGAAGCUGUCCAAAGAACUCGGGCUGCAACCUAGACAGAUUGCGGUUUGGUUCCAGAACAGGAAAGCCAGGUGGAAGAACAAACAACUCGAGCAUCUCUAUGAAUCAUUAAGGCAAGAGUUUGAUAUUAUCUGUCAAGAAAAGAAGUUGCUACAAGAAGAGCUUAUACAACUGAAGGCGAUGAUAAGAGAGAAUGGUGCAAGCAACAACAAGCAGCAAACGUGGGAAAAUGCUUGCAGCCAGGCAAUGCAAGCUCAGUUCCAACUCAACUAGACUUCA